Hydra vulgaris (swiftwater hydra) is the source of this 1618-nucleotide messenger RNA. RefSeq lists its product as uncharacterized. NCBI's taxonomy places the organism in Eukaryota, Metazoa, Cnidaria, Hydrozoa, Anthoathecata, Hydridae. The record is from RefSeq and is a predicted model, not a curated record.
GGAUUAGUAUAUUAAUUCGUUAAUUGAAAAUUCAACUCACAGAUCGCUUGUAAAAAAUUUACAAUACGCAAGUCAUAAACAAGUGGCGAAAAAUUUGAAAAAAAAAGCUAAAAAGAAAUGUAAAUAUUUUCCGAGAAGAAAAAUGGGUAAUAAACUGAGAAAGAAUUCAGAAGGUAUUAAAGGGGACGACGAAGGCAACGUAAAACUGACAAAAUUGCAAAAAAUUCAAAAUAAUGCUGAGCAGAAAAAUGAAGCGCGUGAUAAACCGUCAAAAAAAAGAGACAAAAUAGCUAAUAUAGCACAAACGAAACGAAACGAAACGAAACAUGAAUUUAGUAAAACAGAACAAUCAAAUGGCAAUCAUUUUUUAGAAAACUCUCAAAAUCAAAACAAUCGUAAUUGCGAACACAAAACACAGGAUGCGCCAUCUAACGAAUCCAAAACUAAACUGCUCAAUAUUAACAAAAUUGAAAGCUUCGCUGCCGAUUUAUGCAAUGUUAUCACUAAAAACGCGUAUAAUACUAUCAAAGAAAAUGGGUUUAAAGCAUAUGCAAAAAAUUUAGCUGAAACAGAGAAAAAAACUAACACAUCGGAAAUCGUAAACGAAAAGAAAGAUGAAAACACUAAUGACUUUUUUCAACAAAAACUUAUAACAGAUUGUACUAUUGAUGAAAGCGUUCCUGAUAUAAAAGAAAGAAAUGACUUAAGCGAGUCCAAGAAAGAAUCCAUUAACGAUUUCAAGCAACAAGAUGAAUGUGAUUUUAGUCCAAUAAGUCAAGAAAAUGAAUCUCUUACUUCUGUAACGCACGAUUGCUCAAAUGAAAAUGGCACCGAGGCGAUACCAGCAAAUUUGAAGAAGUACGACGAAAUAAUACACAAGUUUUCAAAUGAACUGACCUCAGUUAUAUUAAAUAAUUUAUUUCUUAAGCUAAAAACCUGAUAUUUUGAAAACAAAAGUAUCACACAAGACAAUUUACAUGAGCAUAUAAAAAAAAUUCUAUAAACUUUUAAAGAAAAAUGAGUGUAAAUAAUACACGAUUUACAUUAUAAGCAACUUGGAUCAGGUCUUAGAUUUAUUUUUAGCAGGCGAUUAAUUAACAUUUAAGCUAAUUACUAAUAUUAAUUAUUUAAUAUCAAUUAAAUUUAUAAUAUUAAUAAUAAUUACUAGUAUUGAGCAAAUAAUGAAAUCAAAAGUUAAUAAUAUCGUAAUUUUCCUCAACAAUUUUUUAUCAAUUUAAUAAGCAAGUUUUUGAUAUUCUAUAGUAAAUUUGUCUAAAAAAAAAUAAAAUAAAAUAAAAUAAGCCAAAAACCUUCAACUUCAAAUAUUUUGUAAUGUAAAGAAAUCGCUUAGUAAAUUUUUAAAUACAGUUAAAUUGCUUAUAAAAAAAUAAUCGUGUAUUAUAAGAGGUGUUAAAUUAUUAUCAUGGUUGAUUAACGAGGGAUUAUCACGGAUAUUAAAUGUUUAGCAAAACUUUCAAAGUAAAGAUGGUUGCGAGGCGCAAAAUCUAUUAAAUUUAUUUAAUCCAGUUAUUUUUAGAAGCAAUAAAUUAGAUUAUAAAUUUGUAGUAAAUAUGAAUAAUAAAACAACAAUAUAUUUUAAUAAAAUUUUUUGUCAAAA